AAAAAAGAUCUUCAGAUCCGUUUUACUUGAGAGGGAAGAGACGAAUAGUUUUAAUUAGUAACAAAAAAAAAAGAUGAUGAAGAUGAUGAGAAACAAACCGACAAAUCUUCCGACGGCGGUGACUAAUGGCGGCGGUGGUAGAGGUUCCGGCGGCGGCAGGGAGUCAGGCGGUCAUGAUUGGGAAAUGAGACCUGGUGGUAUGUUGGUUCAGAAACGUAACCCGGAUUUGGAUCCUGUUGGAGCUCCACCACCGCCGUUGAUCAGAGUUAGAAUCAAGUACGGUGCCGUGUACCAUGAGAUCAAUAUUAGUCCUCAAGCUUCUUUUGGGGAGCUAAAGAAGAUGUUGACUGGACCAACGGGUAUUCAUCAUCAAGAUCAGAAGCUAAUGUAUAAAGAUAAAGAGAGGGAUUCGAAGGCGUUUCUCGAUGUUUCGGGAGUGAAAGAUAAAUCCAAGAUGGUGCUUAUGGAAGAUCCGAUUAGCCAAGAGAAACGGUUUUUGGAGAUGAGGAAGAUUGCUAAAACUGAAAAGGCGUCGAAAGCGAUAUCGGAUAUUAGCCUUGAAGUUGAUAGGCUCGGCGGACGUGUUUCGGCGUUUGAGAUGGUAACUAAGAAAGGAGGGAAGAUUGCGGAGAAAGAUCUUGUUACGGUUAUUGAAUUGUUGAUGAAUGAGUUGAUUAAGUUGGAUGCGAUUGUGGCUGAAGGAGAUGUGAAGUUGCAAAGAAAGAUGCAGGUGAAGAGAGUGCAGAAUUAUGUCGAAACACUCGAUGUCUUGAAGGUGAAAAUGGCAAAUGGGCAACAGAAACAGUUAGGUGCUCAGCGACUUGCACCGAUUCAAGAACAUAACAAUGAAGAGAGACAAGAACAGAAACCGAUACAAUCGCUCAUGGACAUGCCGAUACAAUACAAAGAGAAGAAGCAAGAGAUUGAAGAGGAGCCUAGGAAUUCAGAGUCAGGACCAUUUGUGCUAGAUUCUUCUACUAAAUGGGAAACAUUCGAUCAUCAUCCCGCGACGCCAUUGAGUUCGGCUACUGCAAAUAAUAACCCGAUCCCGCCCAGGUUCAAUUGGGAAUUCUUUGAUUGAAAAAGUUCACAUUUAGUGAAACCUUUUCUUUCUUUUAUCUUGUAUGCUUAUAUAAUUCUUGUGUGGAAGUGUUGUUUUUUUUUUUCAGGCUUCUUCUUCUUCUUCAUCAUCAUCAUUAUGAUUCUUUUGAUGUACUUAUAGAUUUUUGUGUGGCGUUUGUUUAUCGUUCUGGGAAAUAAUAAACAGAGACGCUACAG
Molecule: messenger RNA, 1278 nt
Organism: Arabidopsis arenosa
Lineage: Eukaryota; Viridiplantae; Streptophyta; Magnoliopsida; Brassicales; Brassicaceae
Source: the annotation of a GenBank genome assembly